UAGCAUCCUUAUAUUUAUUCAAUCUAGUGUUUUCAAAAUGGCAACCUUCAAGUUUUGCUUUCGAUUUCAACACCCAACAAGAAGUACAACUAAUAAUAUUAUAAAAGUUAGUUUAAGAAAAAUAUAUUCAACAAAAUUUAACCAAAAAGAUCCCACCAGUUCUAAUAAAUGGCUUGAGAGACAAAGACGUGAUAUCUUCGUAAAACAAGCAGGCAUAGAAAACUAUCGAUGUAGGAGUGCUUUUAAACUUUUGCAAAUAAAUGAAAAAUUCAACAUUCUCUUGCCUGGAAAUAUUGUAAUUGAUUGUGGUGCUGCGCCUGGAUCGUGGUGCCAAGUUGCGGUUAAAAAAGUGAACGCACUAGAAACAGAUCCUUCUAAACCUAAAGGUCUUGUGAUAGGAAUUGACUUACAACAUAUGGCACCCAUUGAAGGUGCAUUUCUACUAAGUUGUAGUGAUUUUACUUCUGAUGUGACUCAAGCUAAAAUCAAAACUAUUCUUGGUGAUCGACAAGCUGAUGUUGUGUUAAGUGACAUGGCACCAGCAGCAACUGGAAUGAAGUCACACAAUCAUGAAAUCAUUGUAAAUCUUUGUUUCUCUGUUCUUUUAUUUAGUUUACAUGUAUUAAAAAAUGGAGGUACAAUGCUUUGCAAAAUAUGGAUGGGUGCUGACCAGAAAAGAUUAGAAACAGCCAUGAAUAAAGUUUUUGAACACGUUCGAGUUGUUAAGCCAGAAGCCAGUAGGGAUGAUUCAUCUGAAAUUUUUCUGCUAGGGCGGGGAUUUAAAAGAAAUGAAAAGUAGUAGACUAUUAUGUUGUUAUUUGGUUGUCAAUAACUCAUGAUGAACUAAAAAUAUAUUUUGUAUAGAUCUAUUUAGUUUCAAGGAUAAUACAGGAUUUGUCGUUUUUAAAACAUUAGAAAAAUCCUGUUUCUAUUGUGACUGACAUAUUCUGCUAUUAUUCCCACCACAUCUUGAUUUACCAAAGCUUAUGCACUAAAUGUAGUAAAAGCAAAUUACUGUUGAUCUUUAUUUAUUUUAAAAAAUGUGUGUUUUUUUCUGUAAUAAUUUUAUGGGGUUGUUUGUGUACUAUGAAAUGUAUUUUAAAAAGCCAGAUAUUUUUAUAUUAAAUUAGACAUUGAUUGUAGUUUUUUAUGUGAAAAUUAAGCUGGCCAUUAUGAUUCAAAAUAACUCAAUUAUAAUAUAUUUAAAUAUAUUGCUCAUAUACUUAGUAGGUCUACUCUUCUUUAGUAAAUUUUAUUCUUCACUUUAUUUUUCCCUUCUUUGUGCCAUUAUAUUGUAAGGCUAUUUUAUGUGAAUGUUUAACAGGAUGCUACAAAUUUAUUUACUUAUUGUUUGUGCCUUUGUCAUCAAAAGUGGUAGACAAAAUAUUUUUUCCUUAACUCAUUUAGAAUUUAUGUCCAUUAUUAAGGAAUGGUAUGUUUCUUUAGUUCAAGAUUUUCCAACAUGUUUUAAAAAUAGAAAUUAGAGGACACUGACUAAUACUUUUGUGCUAAAACUACAGCUUGGAACUUCAGUGUACUCUAUUCCUAGUAAAGAUCAACUUUGAAAAAUAUGUGUAGCCUUCCUCCAAUUCUGCUUACUUUUUCUCCAUUACAAUGCUCCCUGCCUUCUUUUGAUAUAGUUUAAAUCACGUUCUGAAUAUUGUAAGUAAAUUUUCUCAAAAAUAAUUUGCUGCAGUUAGCAUUAUUUAUUAACUAGAGAUGGAAUUUAAAUACUACUUUAAUCUUAGCAACAUUUUUUUUUAGUGAAUAUGAAUCAGAUGAUGUUACUCACCUUUGGUUGCAGGCUACUAUACAAGGAUAGAAAUUUAGGUUAAGAGAGAAAAUUGCACUGGACUAAAAAAAAUUCAGCCUUGUAGUGCUGAGAAUGAAUAAAAAAAAACAGUUAAACCGUUUAUAGGUGUUGUAAACUGAUAAAAUUCAGGUUUCAUAAACAGAGUUUCUUUGUGUUGAUCUGGGCACUAAUCUCUGCAGGAUUUUAUUACUUGGCUACUUAUUAUUCAACUGACAGUAGUAGCCAAAAUUGUUAUAUUCGUGGGUUUGAAAUGUGCUUCUUUGGGCAAAGUACAGAUAGGUUAUUUCAUUGCAAACUUGCAAGAAUGUCUGAAACUAGGUGACCUAUUUAAGGACAGAUUUCAUCUGGCUACCAGUAGUUUUAAUGACCUAAAGACUACAGGACAAGUUGCAGCAAAAGUUUGCAAUACUAGUUUGCAGACACCUACUUUUGAUGUAACACAAUAGUAAUAGUACCAAUAAGGGUUAAGACUUGUAGAUCAAAAUAAUAAAACUGAGCUAUACAUUGUUCAAAAUCACAGAAUUAUUUCACAUCAUUGAAUCUUAAAUCCAAUAUCAUGUGAGGAUCAGGAAUGACAAACUCAUGUAUUUAAAUAUUUUUUUUAUUAAUACAAGUACAAAAACAAAACCAUUUUAAUAAUUUAAA
Messenger RNA from Physella acuta, 2458 nucleotides. RefSeq names its product rRNA methyltransferase 2, mitochondrial-like. The record is from RefSeq and is a predicted model, not a curated record. Gene Ontology annotation, cellular component: mitochondrion. Gene Ontology annotation, biological process: RNA methylation. Gene Ontology annotation, molecular function: rRNA (uridine-2'-O-ribose)-methyltransferase activity. Lineage: Eukaryota; Metazoa; Mollusca; Gastropoda; Physidae.